This is a messenger RNA of Limanda limanda (common dab), 1830 nucleotides long. RefSeq names its product nicotinamide phosphoribosyltransferase 2 (gene nampt2). The record is from RefSeq and is a predicted model, not a curated record. Bases 232 to 1713 code for a protein of 493 amino acids. The transcript is spliced from 11 exons. Gene Ontology annotation, biological process: NAD+ biosynthetic process. NCBI's taxonomy places the organism in Eukaryota, Metazoa, Chordata, Actinopteri, Pleuronectiformes, Pleuronectidae. Gene Ontology annotation, molecular function: nicotinamide phosphoribosyltransferase activity.
AUUCACCAGUUUCUCGGAAGCUGGCUUCACCGUAAAUAAACCGGGCUUCAAAUCACCACAAAUCACCAUUAAACGCGUAUCUUCCUGCCACCGGAGGGAGUGAGCCCAGUUCACAUCCGGCCAGCCCCACACACACGCUGUGGAUCCCGGGUCACUUUGGUUCACUUGCUCGGAGGACGCACAGCCUGACAUUCGGCCUCGUUCACGCUCAUUCAUUCACCCACAACAACAAUGGCAGCGCAGGAUUUUAAUUUCUUGCUUGCGACGGAUUCCUACAAGAUCACACACUACAAACAGUAUCCUCCAAACAUCAACAAGAUCUAUUCCUACUUUGAAUGCAGACGCAAGAGGGGUUCCCAGUUUAGUGAGGUGGUGUUCUUCGGUCUUCAGUAUCUACUGAAGAAGUAUUUGGCAGGCCCUGUUGUCACGGAGGAGAAGAUUCAGGAAGCCAAGCUCUUCUACCAGAUGCACUUCAAACAAAAUGUCUUUGAUGAAGAAAGCUGGAGGAAAGUCCUUGAGAAACAUAAUGGCCGUCUUCCUAUCCGGAUAAAAGCUGUCCCUGAAGGCAGGAUUGUACCGAGAGGCAACGUGCUCUUCACUGUGGAAAACACUGAUCCCAACUUCUACUGGCUCACCAACUACAUUGAGACCAUGCUGGUGCAGAUGUGGUAUCCCAUCACAGUUGCCACAGUAUCCAGGGAGUUUAAGAAGAUCCUGGCCAAGCACCUGAAGGCCACCUCAGGAAGCCUUGAAGGCCUGGACCUGAAGCUGCAUGACUUUGGCUACAGAGGCGUCUCCUCACAGGAGUCUGCAGCAUUAGGGGGAGCAGCUCACCUGGUUAAUUUCUGCAGCACAGACACAGUGGCUGGACUUCUGAUGGCUCAGAGAUAUUAUAGCUGCCCGAUGGCUGGCUUCUCCAUUCCAGCAGCAGAGCACAGCACCAUCAUCUCUUGGGGGAGGGACAGGGAGAAGGAGGCGUUUGAGCGAGUCCUGGACCAGUUCCCCUCUGGACCAAUCUCAGUGGUCAGUGACAGCUACGACAUCUUUAACGCCUGUAAACACAUAUGGGGAGAGAAGCUGAAGGAGCGAGUGAUGGAGCGCAGCCAGGACUCCUGUCUGGUCAUCCGGCCGGACUCUGGAGAUCCUGCAGAGACCCUUAUUGAGGUCAUCAAGAUUUUAGAAGAGUGUUUUGGCAGCUCUCUGAACUCGGUUGGAUACAAGGUGCUGCCUUCUUACCUGCGAAUUAUUCAGGGAGAUGGCAUUGACCUCUGCUCAGUGGACGAGAUCCUUAAGAAGCUGAGAGAUGAGGGCUGGAGUGCUGAGAACGUCUUCUUUGGAUGUGGCAGUGCUUUGCUUCAGAAACUCAACAGAGAUACACUGAACUGUGCCUUCAAGUGCAGCUAUGUGGAGACUAAUGGCAAAGGGAUGGACGUCUACAAGCAGCCGGUGACCGAUCCAUCCAAGGGCUCAAAGAGGGGUCGGUUAUCACUGAGGAGAAACUCUGAUGGCUUCUUGGAGACGAUAGAGGAAGGAGCAGGCAAACCUGAGGAGGACCUGCUGGUGACAGUUUUUGAGAAUGGCAGCCUGGUGCAGGACUACUCCCUGGAGGAGAUCAGGAAGAACGCUCAGCUGCGUGACGAGGAGCUGAAUCUCCCCCUACACAACCAUGAACAGGAGCAGCUUCACAAUCGUAUCAUCAAUGGGAUUCAUUAGAUCAAACACAGUCUCCAACCAUGCAUAAGAUACUUCAGUGUUCAACAGGGACUGGAAUGAAGGCUGCUGUGUGAUGGAAAGGCAGCCCUGUAAGAAUAAACUGAUCAUGUUGAAGGA